Molecule: messenger RNA, 566 nt
Organism: Melospiza georgiana
Lineage: Eukaryota; Metazoa; Chordata; Aves; Passeriformes; Passerellidae
Gene: NPVF
Product: neuropeptide VF precursor
Exons: 3
Coding region: 1-522 (173 amino acids)
Biological process (GO): neuropeptide signaling pathway; negative regulation of gonadotropin secretion
Molecular function (GO): signaling receptor binding
Source: RefSeq, a predicted model, not a curated record
AUGAAAGUCAUUUCAACCAAGAAGUUAAUUCUGUUUGCUUUAGCUACAGUGGUCUUUCUCACAUCAAACAGCAUGUGCCUAAAUGAAGCAAUGAAGUCCAGGCUGCAGAGCAGAGAAGACAAUGAUGAUAAAGAUUAUGAGAUUAAAGAUAAUAUUUUGGAAGAAAAGCAGAGGAGUCUCAAUUUUGAAGAAAUGGAAGACUGGGCAUCAAAAGAUAUCAUCAAAAUGAACCCUUUUACAGCAAGCAAGAUGCCAAAUUCAGUUGCUAAUUUACCUCUUAGAUUUGGAAGAAAUUAUCCAGAAGAAAGAAGCAUUAAACCAUUUUCAAAUUUGCCCCUGAGAUUUGGAAGAGCUUUUGGAGAGAACAUACCUAAUCAUUCUCCAAGGGUAUCACACAGGCUUGAGAGAUCUCCACUUGUUAAAGGUUCCAGUCAAUCACUUCUAAAUUUGCCACAGAGAUUUGGGAAGUCACUGGCUGUCAAUCUGCCUCGAGACGUUCAGGAAUUCGAACCAGGGAUAUGAAUUCUAACACUUAUGUUAAUACUGGAAUGAAAUUAUGAAGACAG